GAUUUAAAGAAAGGACUGAUCUUUGUGAUUUGCAGUAGCAUCAUCACAGCAGGGAUUUUUCUUGUGAUUGGUCUUACACGAGUGGGAUACAUCAUCCGAGUGCUAUUUCUUAUUACUAAUCAAGAACUUGAAGAAAUUCUGAUUGGCAUAGCAUCCCUCUGUUUGCUGUCUGUGAUUCUAAAUACUGGGUCUGCAAUCCAUGGAUAAUUAUUAAUGAAAAAAUACACCACUUUCUGUCUCCUCGCUGAGUUGUUGAGGUUCAUUGCAAAAUUAGGGUGUAUUUUCUCUCUCAUGGCUACACCCUUAAUAACUAGAAGACCAAUCUUGAUACCUAUAAUAUCAGCAUAUGUGUCAGCAUUGGUUUACCUUCUCUUUAGCUAUAUAGGAUAUAAAAUUUUCUUGAUCAAUGAGCUACCAGAUGAAAGCACAAAGAAACUGACAUACCACAACAUGAUUAAAGUAACACUACCCCUAGGACUACAAGAAUUGAUCGAAAGAUGUGAAACUAUUAUUCUCAGCUUUACAGUUGCACAACUAACUCCAUCUGAAUCUAUGCGAAGUAUGGCACUGGCGAACAUUCAUGUCCUCCACGCAGCAUUUUAUUCAUUGCGAAGGACAUUAGUCAGUAUUGCAACAAUGGUAUCUGCAUAUCUUGCAUCUGGGAGUAACUCAUCAUUACAUUUUGACCAUGAACUAGUUAUCUGCACCUCCAUUAUUGCAAUUGUUUCAUUUUUGAUUUCAAUUUCAAUAUGUUGGAUAACUCCCAUUACAAGGGUUAUAUUCUUAUAUUUAUUUCAUAUUUCUGAAGAAAAUUUCAUUGGAGUAUACUAUCCCUUUAAGUUGUUUACAUUCUGGCCGAUUGUUCAAACAUUUGCUUUGUUUUCCCUUGGAAUUUUACUGCAUAAGAAAGACACGAAGAUGUCAAUAGUGAGUUCUGCUUGUCAAGUCAUUAUAAUGGGUUGCCUACCAUUUGCUUUAGAUCAUCUUGGAUUUAAUGUUUUACUGUCUUCAGUGAUGGCUUUGUUUACUGCUCAAUCAUCUACUGCUAGCAUACUUUUCUCAUACCUUUACUUGAAGUAUUUAAGAAAGUCUCAAUCGCAUCAAAAGGAUUGCUAUUUGUAACCAUAACAACUAGAAAUUGGCAACGUUUUUAAAUAUGCUUUUAUCAUUUGUUUACUACUUUUAAUGACUUUAAAAGUUAUUUUAGAGAUUCUUUGAUAAGCUUUUUUAGACUUAUUAGUCUUAGUAAGUGCUUAUCAUAGAUCAGCUGAUUAUCAUAUACCUUCUAUUCAAACAACAUAUGUCUUUAGAUUGUAUACUAUACACCCACAAAGGUGUCAUGUAAAAUCUUGUAAAUAAUACUACAUAUACAUGUAUAAGAAAAUAAAGCUGGUAAAAGGUUGAAUUGUUUUAUUCAUCAAAUAUUCCACCUUGUACAGUGCAAAAGAAAAUCUCAACACCAUUGCAAAUGUUAUUUUGUGACUGGGUAAAAUGUAUGGAAUAAUGUAAGAUCAAGAACCUAACAGUAAAAGCUAGUACCCUGCCCUGCGUGCAGGGUCUAGUUAUAAACUACCCUCUGCCUAGUAUAGAC
Owenia fusiformis is the source of this 1591-nucleotide messenger RNA. NCBI's taxonomy places the organism in Eukaryota, Metazoa, Annelida, Polychaeta, Sabellida, Oweniidae. The record is from the annotation of a GenBank genome assembly.